Messenger RNA from Arabidopsis lyrata subsp. lyrata, 783 nucleotides. RefSeq lists its product as uncharacterized. The record is from RefSeq and is a predicted model, not a curated record. Lineage: Eukaryota; Viridiplantae; Streptophyta; Magnoliopsida; Brassicales; Brassicaceae.
AACAUACAUCUAUCAAUAAUCUAAGGAAAAUAUAAUUAUUUUUUGUUUUUAGGGAAAAGAGAAAUAAAUAUUCCGAUUCCAAUUUAUACACGUAACAGUACUUAUCUUCGAAUUAAAAUAGGAAAAAAAAACUAAGGUAUAUCCUCUAUAUAUAUGAACACCCACACAUGGAAGCUCUGAAACAUCCCAAAGCAAAUCUAAAAAAAGCUUUCUCAAAUUCACGUAACCAAAUAACACCCUAAAAGCUCUGGAUUCUCUUCGAGAAUGGUGAAUACUUGUAGAAUCAGCUUCAUAAGCUCCAUGAUUCUCUUGCUCUUUAUCAAUCAGUCGGCUCUUUCUUCUUCUGUACGCAUCGGUCUACAAGAAGGUCGAGAUCUUGUUCACCAUCGGACACUUGAUGAGAUUGAAAGAGCGGACAAAGCACGUCUCAGUUUCUUGUUUAAAACGAUGGAGGAGGCCUAUGAUUCCAAAUUUGAUGAGGAUAUGCCGCUCCCCCCAUGGCCUUAUGUUAGGGUUAAAGGGGUCGAGAUAAUUGGACGCUCGUAUGCAAGGAAAGGCCAAGUCACUGAGUCAAUAAUAUAUCCGAGAGUUUGCCGUUUCUUCUUCUGCAAGUCUAGGCCUUUGAUUUGGUUGCUUUAGGGUUUGAUACUUCGAUGUAUCAUAUAAACCCUUUUUUUUACUGACUUUGUAUCAUGACAUUGUAAACUCUUCUUCAAUGUAAUAGAUGUUUUCUUUUGUAAACUCUUCUUCAAUUUAAUGUAAUUUCACCAAAACCGUUUCCUA